GACGAACCCGCUCGACGACACCGUCACGCGCAACGCCUUUGGCCGCUUUGAAGCUGCGGCAGCGAAGCGCUUUCCGGAUGCUGCGGCCGCCGCCGAGGCGCAUGACCUGGCCGAGGCGGUCGGCGAUGCCGUCGAGGAGCUGCGUGCGUGGUUCGAGGAGGCGCAGAUCGAGGUCCGAGGCGCCAAGGCAGGGCAGGAGGCGGCUGCGGCAAAGGGCCGAGGCAAGGCCAAGCCGCGGCCUAAGGCAGCGCCUGCUCCGCCGAAGAAGAAGAGGUGAGUCCUUCGCUUAACCACAUGUCGCAUCGGUGCUGCUCGACUGCUGAUGACGCGAAACGCCACAGCAUCAAGCUCAUGUCUGACGACGAGGACGACAGCGACGAGGCGCCGAGCGCUGCGCCGACGCAGGACGAGGACGACAGCGACGAGGCGCCGAGCGCUGCGCCGACGCAGGACGAGGACGAGUCGAUGGACGACGCCGAAAUGAGCGACGACGAGCUCGCCUGAGCGCCCCCGCCUUGCCCUGCGCCGCCGUGUGUCUCAGACUUGUCGCUCUCGAUGCCGUUCUUCUUCGUGUACGCCCUCUGUAUGAUGUGUCAAGUCACGUUGCACCUGCUCGUCGUG
This is a messenger RNA of Tilletiopsis washingtonensis, 621 nucleotides long. RefSeq lists its product as hypothetical. The transcript has a single exon. Lineage: Eukaryota; Fungi; Basidiomycota; Exobasidiomycetes; Entylomatales. Bases 295 to 504 code for a protein of 69 amino acids. The record is from RefSeq and is a predicted model, not a curated record.